Paramecium tetraurelia is the source of this 1488-nucleotide messenger RNA. RefSeq lists its product as uncharacterized. Gene Ontology annotation, biological process: intracellular signal transduction; protein phosphorylation. Gene Ontology annotation, cellular component: nucleus; cytoplasm. Gene Ontology annotation, molecular function: MAP kinase activity; ATP binding. Lineage: Eukaryota; Ciliophora; Oligohymenophorea; Peniculida; Parameciidae. The transcript is spliced from 6 exons. The record is from RefSeq and is a predicted model, not a curated record.
AUGACUGAAGAAAUUGAACCUCAUAUUGCUAGAAAAUUUGAAAUCAUUCAAAAAUUAGGUAAAGGUGCUUAUGGUAUAGUUUGGAAGGCUGUAGACAAGAAGUUAAAGACAGUUGUCGCUUUAAAAAAAGUAUUUGACGCUUUUCAUAAUGCUACAGAUGCUCAAAGAACAUUUAGAGAAAUAAUGUUUUUGUAGGAGUUGAAUGGACAUGAAAACAUAGUGAGGUUGUUGAAUAUCAUAAAAGCAGAAAACAAUAAGGACAUUUACUUGGUGUUUGAUUAUAUGGAAACAGAUUUGCAUGCAGUGAUUAGAGCAGGAAUACUAGAGGAGGUUCAUAAAAAAUAUGUUGUUUAUUAAAUUUUGAAGUCACUUAAAUACAUACACUCAGGAGAACUUAUUCAUAGAGACUUGAAGCCUUCCAACAUUUUACUAAAUUCUGAAUGUCACAUGAAAUUGGCAGAUUUUGGUUUAGCCAGAAGCAUAGCGAUCACUGAAGACGACAGUUCUCCACCAGUUUUGACAGAAUAUGUUGCUACCAGAUGGUACAGAGCCCCUGAGAUAUUACUUGGAUCAACCAAUUACACCAAAGCCGUAGACAUGUGGAGUGUCGGCUGUAUUCUGGGUGAAUUGAUCAUAGGUAAGGCAAUCUUUCCAGGAACAUCUACACUAAAUUAAAUUGAGAGAAUUAUUGAGUUGUUAGGUAAACCAAAUGAUGCAGACAUUGAAUCCCUUGAAUCACCCUUAGCUGUCAAUAUUCUAGCUUCAGUGUCAAUUCAAAAAAGAAGAUCCUUCUAAUAAUUUUUUUCAGGAGCCCAAGAAGAUUGUCUAGACUUAUUAAGAAGACUUUUGCAAUUCAAUCCAAAGUUGCGACUUACUGUUAAUUAAGCUAUCAAACAUAAGUAUUUGAAAGAAUUCUCUUCGCCUGAUGAGGAAAUUGAAUGUUCCGAGCCUAUAAGAAUACCUAUGAAUGACAAUAAGAAGUUUUCUAUUAAGGAAUACAGAGAGGCCCUUUAUAAUGAUAUAAAUCGAAGAAAAAAGGAGUAAAGAAAAAAGUGGUAGGCAAAAUACUUGCAAUAGUUGGGAAUGAAUCCUGAUGAACUUAUUAAUGGGCUUCAGCAGGAGCAAUCUGAAAUCAUUACUUCAGUAAAAUCGUAAUAAGGCUUUGAAAAUGUUAAUGGAAGUUCUAUUUAGCAUUAAACUUAGUAAUAAUAAUAAUUGCAGAAAUCUAAUAUUGAGGAGAUACAAAACAUCAUUAAAUAGCAAUAAAUCUAAUCACAAUAAUUGAAGAAAUCUUAAAGUUAAGCUGGAAUUCAGUAACAAUAGAAAUUGACUAGUUAAAAAAGUGCAAGCAAUUUUGUUUCUUAAAUGUACAAUACAUUCUAAUAAUAAACACAAAAUAUAGAUAAUAGGUUUUAUCAAUAGCAAUAAUUCUUGUAAUAAUAACUUCAAUAAUUAUAACAAAAAGCUUAAUAGAAGAAAAAGACUUGA